UGUAUAUUGAUCUCAAAAACGGAAGAACACGAAUAUUAACUAUUUUGAGAAGAAUUGAAGGUGAUAUUCAGGCACUUCGCAAUGACAUCAAAAAGGAUCUCUUUCCAAAAGAUCACUCUACUCAUUCUAAAGUUACAAUCAAUCAUACAAAUAAUAAUGUAGUUAUCAAGGGCGAUUAUUGCUUUUUAUUGAAAAAAUGGCUAAUGGACAAAGGAUUUUGA
Molecule: messenger RNA, 221 nt
Organism: Dentiscutata erythropus
Lineage: Eukaryota; Fungi; Glomeromycota; Glomeromycetes; Diversisporales; Gigasporaceae
Source: the annotation of a GenBank genome assembly